AUGGCUAAUAAGAAUAAAAAAGAUAAAGAUAUGAGGAAAAAAGGUAAAACAAACUCUCUUUGUUUGGCAGCUUGGACAAACUUUGUAGCACCUGAUCGUCCAUGCCACUCUUGGAGGUAUGAAUUUUUUCAAUUGACAUAUGAUGCUAGAGGUAGACGAGGGUUUACAACAUUGCAGAAAUGUGUUGCGGUUAUUCGUUUGAUUACUAUGGGGGAGUCACCCGACACCAUGGACGACUAUAUGAUAAUGUCUGAAAGAACCGCAAGGGAGAGUUUGUAUACAUUGUCAAGGGGUGUUGUGGAAACAUUUGGAGAUGUAUAUUUGCGGAAACCUCCAUUACAUGAUUUUCAAGAAUUGAAAUAUGCAACUGGUCAUCAUGGAUCACCUUCAUUGGUUUUAGAGGUUGUUGCUUCUCAAGAUUUAUGGAUUUGGCAUGCAUUUUUGGGGGUUGUGGGUUCCAACAACAGCAUCAACGUUCUUGAUCAGUCAACAAUAUUCGACGAUCUUUUGAAUGGAAAGGCCCAGGAUGCUCCUUUCAUGGUGAAUGGAAACGAAUACAAAUAUGGGUAUUACCUUACAGAUGGAAUAUAUCAUCAGUAUUCCACAUUCGUGAAGGCAUUCUGUCACCCGGUUGAAGAACGAGACAAUUUUUUUAAGAGAAAACAAUAA
Messenger RNA from Lactuca sativa (garden lettuce), 669 nucleotides. RefSeq lists its product as uncharacterized. NCBI's taxonomy places the organism in Eukaryota, Viridiplantae, Streptophyta, Magnoliopsida, Asterales, Asteraceae. The record is from RefSeq and is a predicted model, not a curated record.